This is a messenger RNA of Paramecium pentaurelia, 2034 nucleotides long. The record is from the annotation of a GenBank genome assembly. NCBI's taxonomy places the organism in Eukaryota, Ciliophora, Oligohymenophorea, Peniculida, Parameciidae.
AAUGUUAAAGCAUGCCUUAAGAGUGAUGUAAGUCUUUAGACCUAAAUUAUUGCAUUGUACACCUCUUUAGACAUUGGCAAUAAGAGGACCUCUUUUUACUAACAUUCCUGUUAGCUAUUUCUGCACAUCCUUGCCAAAACACAAGAAAUUAGCAAUGCCUGCACUGUAUUUAAGAUGUAAUACAAUUAUAGAUCACCAACUAUGGAGGCAGGAAAUAUUUAGAAGUACUUAAAGAAAGUAGGUGAUCCAAUUACAGCAGGUGAUGUACUUUGUGAGGUUGAGACUGAUAAAGCAACAGUGGGAUUUGAAAUGCAAGAUGAGGGAUUCUUAGCUCAAAUCCUUGUCCCUGAAGGUAAAUAAUAUUAAAUAAAAUAAUUUAGGCUCAAAGGGAGUCAAAGUUGGAUAAUUAGUUGCAGUAAUUGUUCCAAAGUAGUCAGAUGUGGCAUCAUUUGCUAAUUUCAAAGAUUCGCCAACUAAAUAACCUGAGUAAAGUUAAGCAGCUUCAAAACCAGCAUCUCAACCCUAAUAAACUCCAACACCUUAACAAGCACCUUCUAGAGCUACAGGAGGUGCACUUCCAAAACAUUCAAAAUUAGGCCUUCCUGCUCUAUCCCCAACAAUGGAGAAAGGAAAUUUAAUGAAAUGGCUUGUUAAAGAAGGAGAUAAAAUAAGUCCUGGAGAUGUGAUUUGCGAAAUUGAAACAGAUAAGGCUUCUGUUGGUUUUGAAGUUCAAGAAGAUGGUUACAUUGCAAAAUUAAUGGUACCUGCUGGAACUAAAGAUAUCAAAUUAGGAACUGUAAUUUAUAAUUUAAUUUUAGAUAUUGGCUAUCUCAACUCCAAAGAAAGAUAAUGUAUCUAGUUUUGUUAAUUAUACUCUUGAGGGUGCUACUGCAGCUGCUUAAACUAUAUAAGCACAACCAACAUAAUAAUAAGAAUAAUAAUAAUAAUAAUCUUUAAAUAAUGAUACACCAAUAUAAACAGUUUCUUAAUCUGGUUCAAGAAUAUUUGCUUCACCACUUGCUAAAGAAUUUGCUAAAAAGAAUAAUGUUGCUUUAGAAUAUAUAAGAGGUACUGGUAUAGACGGAAGUAUUGUCAAAAAAGAUGUUGAAAGAUUUAUUUAAUCUGGAUCAAAACCUGAAGUCUAAGUUUAAUAAUAAUAAGCUGUUUCAACUCCUUAAUAAUCAUAAUAAACUUAAACUUCUUCUUAAGAAUAACCAAUUUAACAAACAACUCCUCCUCCUGUUUAAGCUAAAUAAUAAACUAAACCAACAACUGCUACAAAACCAGUUGCCAUUGAAGGCAAUCCAUAUGUUGACACAGAACUUACUAAUAUGAGAUAAACAAUUGCUGCUAGGUUGUUAGAAUCAAAAACAACAAUCCCUCAUUAUUACUUAACAAUGACAGUUACAAUGGAUAAAGUCUUAAAGUAAAACCUAUUUCAUUAUUUAAAGAGUGCGAGAAGAAUUGAAUAAACUAUAAAAAGUGAAAAUUUCUGUCAAUGAUUUCAUAAUCAAGGCAAGUGCUUUGGCUUUGAAAGAUAUCCCAUAAGCUAAUUCAUAAUGGCAUGGCACAUAUAUUAGAAAAUUUGCAAACGCUGAUAUUUCAAUAGCUGUUGCCACUGAUGCUGGUCUAAUCACUCCUAUUGUUUUCAACGCAGGUAGCAAAGGACUUGGUACAAUUGCUUCCACUGUUAAGGAAUUAGCUGAUAAGGCAAAAGCUAAUAAACUUAAACCUUAAGAAUUUAUUGGUGGCACUUUUACCAUUUCAAAUUUAGGAAUGUUUGGAAUUGAUUAAUUUAUUGCUGUUAUUAAUCCACCUUAAUCAGCAAUUUUAGCAGUUGGAAAAACAAGUAAAAGGUUUGUUCCUGAUGAAAAUGGUUAACCAAAGUAAUAUAUAAAAUAAUUUUAAGGGUUGAAAACUAAAUGGAUGUUACAUUAUCAUGUGAUCAUAGAGUAGUUGAUGGAGCUGUUGGAGCAUAAUGGUUACAAAGAUUUAAAUUUUAUAUUGAAGACCCUAAUACAUUAUUGUUAUGAG